UCACCAACGCCCUCAUCUACCUCCGCCCUGGCGUCCUCGACGAGCUCCUCCCUCGCAUCGACGACGUCUGGUUCAACCCUCACCUCAUCGUAAAGCAUGGGGACCUCAAACGCUUCUUCUUAUCCGCUUUCUAUCACAUGGGAGAGUCCCACUUGGUCUACAACAUGUUGUCCCUCCUAUGGAAAGGAAUUCAGCUUGAAACUUCCAUGGGUAGUUUGGAGUUUGCUACCAUGAUUGCUUCAUUACUUGGUCUAUCUCAAGGCAUCACCCUCCUUAUGGCCAAAGGCUUACUUCUUUUCUUCGAUUAUGACACCCCGUACUACCGGCAAUAUUCUGUUGGAUUCUCUGGCGUUCUCUUUGCCAUGAAAGUAGUCCUCAACGCCCAGGCAGACGAUUACACUUACGUGCACGGAAUGAUUGUCCCAUCACGACAUGCUGCUUGGGCCGAGUUAAUCCUCAUUCAACUAUUCGUGCCUGGUGUAUCUUUUCUUGGCCAUCUUGGUGGAAUACUCGCUGGACUUGUCUAUCUUCGGUUGAGAGGUUCUCACACUGGACCUGACCCUGUUGCUGCUUUGAUUAGAAAUGUUGGUGGGAUUAUAGGGAGGCCAUUGAGGUUUAUAAGGAGCUUGUUUUGGCCUCAGCGCCAGAGAAUUUCAGGAAGAGGAACUGUAGGAGGAAGCCAGGGUGCAUGGGAUGCAUCUAGUGUUUGGAGAUGCGAAGUAUGUACUUUUGAUAACUCUGGCUUGCUGGAUGUAUGUGAGAUGUGCAGUACAGAACGUGGUGGUCCUGCUUUCUCACCGGUGAGGACGCUGAAUAGUUCUGGAGAUCUUAGUGUGGAUGAGGUUCGACGCAGGAGGCUCGAAAGAUUUGAUAGAUGAUAUUGUAAAAAGCGUCAGGAGAUGGGGAGGUCAUUUUAUGCCUGUUACUUCAAUUUGAAGCAUAGGGGUUUCAAAUAUGAAUAUGCAAUAAUUUCUGUACUUGGGGGAGAAGUAUCAGUAGCUUGGACAUAAAAAAACCUGUUGUCUGGUGGCAUUUGAUUAAAAUACAGAAAAAUAUGGAAGAUACUUGAUCCAGUUGGGGUUUUCUUUU
Molecule: messenger RNA, 1089 nt
Organism: Asparagus officinalis (garden asparagus)
Lineage: Eukaryota; Viridiplantae; Streptophyta; Magnoliopsida; Asparagales; Asparagaceae
Product: rhomboid-like protein 14, mitochondrial
Cellular component (GO): membrane
Molecular function (GO): serine-type endopeptidase activity
Source: RefSeq, a predicted model, not a curated record